UGCUUUUAUUUCUUUUUCCGUCGAUCUUGCUUCCUGCUUUAUAAUCCAAGAAACCGAAAUAUCGGCGCUGAGAUUGUCAAAACCCUAAUAUUACUUGAAGUCAAGAUAUAUUUUCCCCCAUUCAUCAGAUCUUAUGGCGAAAGAUUUCACGGUGCCGCCAGUGGUUUUUCCAUCCGGCGGUAACCCCACCGCCGGCGGAGCAAACAUGGCGCAGAGGCGGGUUCCUACGGCGCCGUUUCAACCGCCUCGUCCAUCCAAUUCCAGCAUUCCCUUCAUGUCCUUUGACAUGGGGUCUGCAGCCGCAAGUGCCCCCUCCGGCACAAUUUACGGAGUCCCCGUUGGAGGCGGUGGCUCUGCAAAUUUUGAUGACGAGGAACCUCUGCUUGAUGAGCUUGGGAUCCACCCGGAUCAAAUCUGGAAGAAAAUCAGAUCGAUUCUCAAUCCGUACCGGCUAAAUUUUGUCGUGCACAAGGAUUCUGAUCUAUCGGGGCCGAUUCUUCUCUACAUGUCCUUCUGCCUUUUCCAGCUACUUGGUGGAAAAAUUCAAUUCGGUGUGAUCCUGGGUUGGAUCGUGGUAUCGUCUAUCUUCUUAUAUGUGGUCUUCAACAUGUUGGCUGGUCGAGCUGGCAAUUUGGAUCUGCAUACUUGCACGAGCGUGGUGGGGUACUGUAUGUUGCCCGUAGUGAUUUUAUCUGCUGUGUCUCUUUUCUUGCCGCAAGGUGGGAUCGUGAGGUUUGUGAUUGCUGCGGUAUUUGUGCUGUGGGCAACAAGGUCUUCAGCGGGUCUUAUAGUUUCGCUUGCGGAUGGUGGGGAUGAACAUCGCGUGUUGAUUGCAUAUGCUUGUUUCUUGAUUUAUACCCUAUUUUCAUUGCUUGUCAUAUUCUAGCUGUGAUUCGUACUGAAAUUUUGAAUGGCGGUGCAUAAUUUUAGUGGGCAGUUUCCUAGCUUCUGGGUCAUUUUGAUUAAUGUUGUAGUCAUACUGAUGGAAAAUUGAGAUGUAGAAAAUGGAAAUAUUUCUGUAAUUGAAAUUUUUCUUACUGUGCAUCGCUUUAGUUGCAGUAUUGUUUUAUGAAA
Molecule: messenger RNA, 1074 nt
Organism: Neltuma alba
Lineage: Eukaryota; Viridiplantae; Streptophyta; Magnoliopsida; Fabales; Fabaceae
Product: protein YIPF5 homolog
Exons: 1
Coding region: 134-886 (250 amino acids)
Biological process (GO): vesicle fusion with Golgi apparatus; endoplasmic reticulum to Golgi vesicle-mediated transport
Cellular component (GO): trans-Golgi network; membrane
Source: RefSeq, a predicted model, not a curated record